Chelonia mydas (Green sea turtle) is the source of this 1798-nucleotide messenger RNA. RefSeq names its product testis expressed 30 (gene TEX30). NCBI's taxonomy places the organism in Eukaryota, Metazoa, Chordata, Testudines, Cheloniidae. The transcript has 7 exons. The record is from RefSeq and is a predicted model, not a curated record. Bases 722 to 1393 code for a protein of 223 amino acids.
CGCGGAGUCCGGGGCGCGCCGAGCCAGCGGUGCGCCGGCGCGGGAGGGCGCGGAACCGACUCGUCCUGCGGCCAGCCCAGCCCGCGGCGGCCCGCUCACCCCUGCCGGGGCCAGAGGCGGGCCCGGGGGCGGCCGCGAGACCGGCGCAGCUGCGGGGCGGGGCUGGAUAUUAACCAUCCCCCGGCCAGUGGCUGUGGCAGAGCCGGGCUUCCCCGCUGGCAGCCGGUGCCUGGCACCUGCCCAGAGGGGGCUGCACCCCGCGGGGUGCUCGUGCGGCCCUGGGGAUGAAAGAUAGAAAAGCCCGUUUUAUUACAGAGCUUUGUCCUGGUGUUUUCUGAAGGGCAAACGGCCCUGCCCCUCAGAGCCACAUGGCUGAUUAUACAGAGGUGAGCUGUGGGAAGGCUACAGGCAUUUACCUGCAGCUCUGUAUUUUGGUCACUCACUAGCGGGGCCUGUGGACAAGGCAGUUAGUUGUCUUCUUUCUUGCUGUACCUUCUAUUUGAGCAAGGCCAAGAAUGAGCAAUUGGAGGAGGAGGUGCAGCAACAGCACAAGCAGUCCCAACAGCCAUCCACCUAACUUCCUACUUAAAUUCCCCCACUGGUACCCAGCUAUCCACUAGCCACCCCAAGUGAGCACUCCUCAUCAGCCAGAACUGCCAAGUUUUGUUCAGCUCCAUGCCUCACUUCCAGCGCUGCUCAGGGCAGUACUGAACAUAAACUCAUGAUUCUGGUUAAAGUGAAAAUACCUUUUGGAAAUAAAUACCUAGACGCUAUCUUUUCUGUCCCAGACAAGAUUUUAACACACGGAGUGAUUCUUACUCAUGGAGCUGGAGGAGAUAUGAAUUUCUCUCAUUUAGUUUCUUUGGUAGCCUAUCUUGCAUCCCGUGGACUUCUGUGCUUGAGAUUUACCUGUAAAGGCCUUAACAUUGCUUAUAGGACUAAAGCAUAUAAAACAGUUGUGGAAUAUUUAAAGUCCUCCGGUGAAUAUAAACUUUCUGGUGUCUUUCUUGGAGGUCGUUCGAUGGGUUCACGAGCCGCUGUCUCUGUGGCACGUCAGAUUAGCCAGGAUGACAAUGAGGAUUUCAUUCACGGUCUGAUAUGUUUAUCUUAUCCACUUCAUCGACCAAAGCUUCAGUCCAAACUCCGGGAUGAAGAUUUAUUUUUUAUUAAGUGUCCUGUGCUGUUUGUCUCAGGAUCAAAAGAUGAGAUGUGUGAAAAAAAAUUAUUGGAAGGUGUGGCAAGCAAAAUGAAGACCCCUAAAAAAAUUCAUUGGAUUGAAAAAGCAAACCAUGGCAUGACAGUGAAAGGACGAACAGCAGAUGAUAUUAUGAUGGAAAUAAGCACACAGGUUUUUUCAUGGAUCAAAGAAAUAAUUGAACAGGAGUACAAAUAAUUUCCAACAGUUAAACAUCGGUUACAUUAACCUUCCUUAAAUGUAAAGGGCUUGUUUGACUUGCCAAAGAGAGCAUUAGAAAAGAGCUAUUCCUACAUGAGGCCUACAUGAUUCAGAACAGGUCAUUCUGCAAAUAUUAAGUGUAAACAUACAUAAAAAAUAUUUUUUGAAUCCAAAACCGCUAUGCAAUGUGAACAAGGUAGUAAUACCAUUUUUUAAAGGUGAAGAUCACAAAACAUGCAAAAUAUUAACGAUGGGGCACUACUUUUCUAUAUUUCAGUUUUAGUGGUGUAUCCAUUUGUUGGUCUGCGUGACCAAACGAUACCUUUUUAUAUUUUUUUUUUGUACUGUUUAGUUAGUGUGUUUUCAAAGAUUACUGCAAAAUAAACUAAAUUUUCUACUGGA